GUUCGCUGAGUAUUCAACAACCACUCUUCCUUCAACCUCACUUCAAAACCCACCCCAAAACAACCAACAUGAAGUUCGCCGCUGCCGUAGUCAUGUUCGUGUGCGCCCUGGUCGGAGCUCAGGCUUCGUGGAAUGUGGCCCAGAUUGCCCCCGGUGUCUCCUAUGUGAACUCCGUGGCCCAUGGACCCGGUCUGUGGGGUGGUGCCUGGAACGGAGCCUGGAACGGUGCCUGGAAUGGCGCCUGGAACGCACCUGCCGCCGUCGCCGUCCACGCUAGCGCUGCUCCCUGGGGUCUGACCGCUCCCGGAUGGCACGGUGCUUCCAUUCCCGGAAUUGCCCUGGCUCAGGGUCCCGGACUGGCUGCUGCUGCUCCUCUGGCUGGCAAGCUCCUCGGACACGAGGGUGUCUAUGUGGCCAAGACCCGUGGUGCCAUCCACACCGCUCCCCUCGCCGGACACAUCAACUCUGCCACUUCCGUGAACGUGGCCCCUGCUCCCGGAACCCUGUAAGUUGGACGACAACCACCCACAGAUGCCAAAUGGAGCGGCUGGACGGCAGGAUAACCACUGAUCUCCAACUGCUUCAGCGACUUAGCCACGACUCCAACCGGAUUAAUCCCCAUCUCUCUGUACACUUAUUGUUAAGCACACCGCUCUUAGUCCCCCUGAUACGAACACGAUCCUGAUCUUGGAUCUGGAUAUAUACUUAUUAAUAUAUAUUCGAUUCAACGCACUCAGCAAUAUAAGUCCAACAGCAAUUACAACAACUACAACAAACCAACAAACGACAGCAUGUUAAUUUUAUUUUUUGAGAACUAUUCUUCAAAUGCUUCCCAUCUUCUAUCCAAACUGUAUAUCUCUCUCUCCUAUCCUAUCACUAUGACUACACCUUUCUGUAUCUAUCACUUUCUGGCAUAUCCCUAGUUCCGGGCGAUAUGUCCUGUCAACCUGUAUAUACCCCAUUGUACUUUAGUAAUCUGCAACAAUGUAAAGAUUGACGAAAGCGUUAUAAAUAAACUCAAUCAGCGUUUUUUAUACGAA
Messenger RNA from Drosophila bipectinata, 1040 nucleotides. RefSeq names its product adult cuticle protein 1. The record is from RefSeq and is a predicted model, not a curated record. Lineage: Eukaryota; Metazoa; Arthropoda; Insecta; Diptera; Drosophilidae.